UGAAGUUUGAAGCACAUGGAAUUUAGCAUUACACUCAAAGCACUCAAAGCUGCUGUUGUAUUGCAGUUUGCACACUUAGCAGUCUGUUAUAGUUGCAAACUUAUGCAUUGUGUAAGAAAGUCUCAAGAACAAAAGAGAAAAAGCUUAAAAGUUACAUAAUCACACAGAUGUGUGCAAGCACACAGUGUCAUUUAAAAGGGCGAGUUGACACUCAGUCUCUCUGAUCACAAGAUAUGCUCUCCCCCUUUUACCACCUCCCCUUCCCGGUUUUGCCUUAAUGUUGUUAAGAACUGUCAGAGAAAGAUUAGCAGUGUGAAGGAGUGCAGGGGGAGGGAGAGAUUGAAAAUUGAAAGCAGCUGAUGUCCAAUAUGCUCCAACAGAAAAAUGAACAAGCACAAAAGCAGACCAUGGAAAACAGUAGCACAUUUUUAUUUGACCCAGAGCUUCCAAGCACCGAUGUCAGUGCUCUUCCAUCCAUUUGCUGCACCACUCAUCUUUUCAAAACAGAAUCUUAAAGGGACCGUUUAUUUUUAGUGUUUGAAAAGUGAUAAGGACUUUGGGACUUGAUGAUUUUGAUUUUUAUGGAGACGUGAAGAAAUUGUUUUUAAUUGGGUUAGAAAUGUAAUUAGAGAUGCAACAGUUUCUGUGAAAAGAUACAAUCUGUUUUAUCAGGUUAGUUCUGGAGGUUUGGAGAUGCUCCUUUUGGGAGUAAUUAAAUGGCUUUAGAGGGCAGCUUAGCACAUGUGGCCUGGGCCAGGGCUAAUGCCACCUGUGUUUUAUGAAUUUCAGGUGUGCAUGUUCAUUUUUGGGAGUGUGUGUGCUCACCAGAUGUCCGCCACAGUUAAACAGUGAAAGCCAACUGUAUAGUUUUUUUAUUGUUGUUGUUUUUCUUGUUGCCACACACUUUUCUUUUGCGCCAUUUAUUGUGCUAUUAAACAUGAUUCAGUUCAGUCACACUUUAGGACUUGGUCACUUGUUGAUGUCUAGUUGGACACUGCUUUUUGUUUUAGCUUGUUGUUAGUUUAUUUAGCUGGGAAUAGCAUGAACAUGCUUUCCUCUGGGGUUUUGGGAGAGUCAUUGCCUAUGGGGAGUAGCAUUGUGGAGUUCAUUUGUGUGUCUCUGUCUGUGCAGAAGUUGGGCAGCAUGCAGUGUGAAGAGGGCACUGAGUGGCUGCUGGAGCUGCUGAUGGAAGUGCAACUGCAGCAGUACUUCCUGCGCAUCCGUGAUGAGCUCAACAUUACACGUCUCUCACACUUUGACUAUGUGAAGAAUGAGGACCUGGAGAAGAUCGGUAUGGGCCGGCCCGGGCAAAGACGGCUGUGGGAGGCAGUGAAGAGGAGAAAAACCAUGUGCAAGCGGAAGUCUUGGAUGAGCAAGGUGUUUAGUGGCAAGAGACCAGAAGGAGACUUCAAUCCACAGCCGGGAAGUACGUUCCAAAAACUCACUGCCACACCUCCUCCAGUGGACGGCCAGCAGCAGGCCCUCACCUGUCUCAUAAGUGAGAAAGACCUGGCCCUCUUUGAGAAACUGGGCGAUGGCUCCUUCGGUGUGGUCAAGCGUGGAGAGUGGUUCACACCAAAUGGAAAAGUGCUCAGUGUGGCAGUGAAGUGUCUGAAGACAGACGUGCUCAAUCAACCAGAUGCUCUGGACGACUUCAUCUGUGAGGUCAAUGCCAUGCACUCUCUUGACCACCAGAACCUCAUCCGUCUCUACGGAGUCGUCCUCACACACCCCAUGAAGAUGGUGACUGAACUCGCGCCUUUCGGCUCCAUGCUGGAUCGCUUGCGAAAGACCCUGGGCCAUUUCCUCAUUUCCACUUUGUGUCACUACACCAUCCAGAUAUCCAAUGGCAUGGCCUACCUAGAGUCCAAACGCUUCAUCCACCGAGACCUGGCCGCCAGAAACAUCCUCUUGGCUUCCAGUGAGCAGGUUAAAAUCGGUGACUUCGGACUGAUGAGGGCACUCCCGAAGAAUGAUGACCAUUACGUCAUGCAAGAGCAUCGCAAAGUCCCAUUUGCCUGGUGUGCUCCAGAAAGCCUGAAGACACGCACGUUUUCUCACGCAACUGACACAUGGAUGUUUGGUGUGACACUUUGGGAAAUGUUUACCUACGGUCAGGAACCGUGGCUGGGUCUAAAUGGUAGUCAGAUCCUCCACAAAAUAGAUAAGGAGGGUGAAAGACUGCCUAAGCCUGAGGACUGUCCUCAGGACAUCUAUAAUGUCAUGAUGCAGUGCUGGGCUCAGAAACCAGAUGACAGGCCCACCUUUGUGGCUCUAAGGGAAUUUCUAGUGGAGACCAUGCCUACAGACAUGAGGGCCCUGCAAGACUUUAAUGAGCCUGACAAGCUUCAAAUCCAGAUGAAUGAUGUCAUUACCAUCAUAGAGGGCAGGGCAGAGAACUACUGGUGGAGAGGUCAGAACAAGCGUACCCUAAUGGUUGGUCAGUUUCCCAGGAACACGGUCACGUCAGUGGCAGGUCUUUCUGUCCAUGACAUAAGCCGUCCACUGAAGAACAGUUUCAUUCACACGGGCCAUGGAGACACUAACCCCCACCGCUGCUGGGGCUUUCCUGACAGGAUCGAUAAUCUAUAUCUUGGGAAUCCCAUGGAUCCUCCAGAUGUGCUGGGGCUGGAGCUGAACUCUGCCAGACCAACUCAACUCCCUGGACGCACUAAGAAGGAGCCUCCCCCUCGGCCCCCUCAGCCAUCUUUGCUGGUUAAGAAACCCUCCUAUGAUGCUGUUGCUGAGGACGAGGACCAAACUUCAUCAGGCCUUCGGCGGAUCUCUUUGAAGAAGAAGGGACUUAAGCUCAAACCAGCUGCCUGGGUCUGUGCUACCAAAGUAGGUGACCGUUCCACAUACAGUGUGCGGACUCCAGGGGGUAGCACUCCCACAGAAGUCUCUCUUAUAGACUUUGGAGAAGAGUUUCCAUCGACCACACCUUCACCCUCUCCUGUGGUGGAGCUUCAGAUCCCAACCCUGGCUAAACUGGCACUUGAAGCAGAGAACAUUAUAGACCGAACUCCUCCACAGAGCCCCUCACGCUCUUUACCCUGCCCCCUUCACCCUACCAAAGUGGUGGACUGGGAUGCCCGGCCCCUCCCUCCACCCCCAGCCUAUGACGAUGUAGCACAAGAUGAGGAUGACUUUGAAGUGAGCUCCAUCAACAGUGCAGAAUGUGGAACGGAUGAACCAUGCUCUCUACGUACGUCCUGCACUCUUACCGGAGAAUGUAAAUCUCAUGUAGAAGACAAUUUAUUUUUGCCCUGCAGGCAGAGCAAUGCCAGCACUUUCUCGCAGUCUGCUGAUAUCUUCCAAGAGCUGCAGCAGGAGUGUAUGAGACACCUCAAUGUACCUGUGAUCUCUACCAGCCCUGGUCCGGAGCCACACCGCCAGAUAGUCCUAACUUUUUCUGAGGACAAACCCCAGAUACCACCACGUAUCCCCAUACCACCCCGUCCAGUUAAACGUGCAGGUGGCGAUUAUGCUCGCUGGUCUGGUGAGCUGUCUCCAGUCUCUGGAAAUGAGGAUCAUAAGGAGUGUCCACCCCGGAUUCCACCACGAGAUCCCCUCUCUCAGCCGGGGUCUCGCACGCCAAGUCCACAUGUGGGCUCCCCUCAGACUCGCAGCAGCCUCUGCUCAGCUUCCUCCAACUAUGGCCCAUCCUACCUCUCCACCUCACCUGCUAAACUAAUGCCAACCACUCAGAGCUUCGCCUCCGAUCCCAAAUAUGCUGCUCCCAAGGUCAUCCAGGCACAGGGCAAAGAUAAGGAGCCAGCAAAAGGGCCCUGCAUUCUGCCUAUCGUACGUGAUGGCAAGAAGGUCAGCAACACACACUACUACCUCCUGCCUGAGAGGCCUCCAUAUCUGGACCGCUACAGUAGGUUCUUCAAAGAGGCGGAGAGUGGUGAAGAAAAGAAGCAGGUAAACACAGCCACUGUCAAGCCCAUGGUUCAUCAACCUGGGGAGCUCAAGUCCAAUUUCUCCUUCAAUAACACCAGUAGUCUGACAGGCUGUGGCUAUAGAGGGGGGCUGAAGAACUCUCUCAGUCUAUGCCGAGUAAACUUCGAUGGCUCAUUCAACAGGGCUGACAGCACCAGCAACCAUGACAAAAUCAAACUGGUGCAGGAGGCUGUUCAUGGAGUAACAAUUGAAGAAUGUCAGACAGCUUUACAGAAUCACAGCUGGAAUGUACAGAAGGCUGUACACUACUUGAAGGUGGAGCAGCUCUUCUGUCUGGGCCUGAAGACAAGGGAGGAGUGUCAUAAGAUUCUAGAAAUGUGUGACUGGAAUCUGGAGUUAGCCAGCACACAACUGUUGGACUCAUAUGGGCCAGUGAAGCUGAGACAAUAAUGCAUUGGAAAAGCCCCAUGCCCUGAGAGCACCAAUGGCACUCCGAGGACUAACCAGGACUUUAUACUAGCACAUUUUACCUCCAGAUCUGACCUGUGUGUGUGUGUGUGUGUGUGAGAGAGAGAGAGAGAGUGCAUACAUGAUGCAGUGACUGUGCUCUUCCUGAAAUCAUUCUCUAGGGUGCAAUACAGAGUUCACAGGUCAGAAUUUAAAGAACCUGAUUUUGUUUUCCAGUUGAUCACAACAGAUGGAAAACAAGUUGCUGCUUGUCAUUUUUCAUUGUAAUUUUGUAAACAAGAGGUAACCAAAGUGUGUGUGUAUGUA
Messenger RNA from Carassius auratus (goldfish), 4677 nucleotides. Its product is annotated as activated CDC42 kinase 1-like. The record is from RefSeq and is a predicted model, not a curated record. Gene Ontology annotation, biological process: regulation of keratinocyte differentiation; negative regulation of epidermal growth factor receptor signaling pathway; protein phosphorylation. Bases 1042 to 4353 code for a protein of 1103 amino acids. Gene Ontology annotation, molecular function: protein serine/threonine/tyrosine kinase activity; protein binding; ATP binding. The transcript has 14 exons. Lineage: Eukaryota; Metazoa; Chordata; Actinopteri; Cypriniformes; Cyprinidae.